AUGGGCGAAGACCUUGAUAGACUUGCCAAUGCAUUUAUUAAUACCAAGAUAAUGAGAGAAGUGUCACGAGUCAGGAAACAGCUGAGCAACGCGAAAAAGGACGUCAUCAACAAUUACUUUUGGGACAAUCAUGCCAUUGCUUUGCAACAAGAUAUUGUCGAUCGACAGAGGUCGCAAACAAAAUUGGAAACUAACAUCAUUAGUAUCGAAAGCUCGCUGAUGUCACAGCAUUCUAAACAACUUGAGCAAUCGUCAAUAAGCACCAAACGACUGCAGGAAUCAUCGCCAGCUUCGACUUCGUCCAAAAAACGACUUAUAAACUUAUCAUCAUCAACUUCACACUUGAAAAUUCCAUCUUUAUCUGAAGAAGAAUCAUCCACUCGACUGUCUAGUAAUUCAUUGCCAUCCACAUCCAAUCCGUUAACUGAAACAGAAAACUCACCAAAGCAUGCCACAGAUACAUCACCAUCAACACCCUCAGGACGCUUAUCAUCUGCUCCGAAGCUUAAUGACACGUCACCAUCACUGUUCUCGCCCACAAAAUCAGGACUAUUGCAUUCACCCGUCCCUAUUCUUGAAACCAAUGCAAUGUCAUCACCCCCUUCUCAGAAGUAG
Molecule: messenger RNA, 615 nt
Organism: Gilbertella persicaria
Lineage: Eukaryota; Fungi; Mucoromycota; Mucoromycetes; Mucorales; Choanephoraceae
Exons: 1
Coding region: 1-615 (204 amino acids)
Source: RefSeq, a predicted model, not a curated record